AUGAAGACUAAUCCGAUGUCAGAAGUUGGUAGUCAACAACGACAGCAGCAUACAAUGGAUACACCAAGUAACACUGGAUGUAAUCAAUCUAAUCUGAAUGAUUCAGAUUCUGAUCGUACUUCGCUACCAUCAAUUCAUGGAUCAAAUUACAUUAACAAUCUGUUUACGUUUCAUCUUUGUCAAAUUGAUCCAAUUUAUGGAAGCUUAUUUUCAGAAUUAUGCAAUGAGUCUGCUUCUGUCGAUGUUAAUUCUACGAUGAAUGAUUUAGAUUUGUUAGUGUUACGAUCUGAAUUGGUUAAUCGUAUUGUGAAAUAUCUAACAAAUGGUAGAAAUGUCCAUCCAUUUCCUAUUGGAUCAUGUCUUCUUGGCUCAUCAAAAAAUACUUCAACUAAUGUAAAUAAAAUGCAAAAAUCUCUAACUACAGAUUGUACUAAUGCGAUGUCAAAUUUAUCUUCAACCAAUAUAAAUAUUGCAAAUCAGUCAGGUCAAGGAAUAACAGACCAAAAUGCUAGUUAUUCAGAUUGGAUUGCUUGUUCAGGUAAUAAUAAUAUUCAGAAUGAAGAAAUGGUUAUUCCAUUCAUUUUAAAUGUUCGUCUAGGCAAUUGUUCAACAUUAAAUUAUCCUGGCUUAUUGACAACUGUUCCAACACAGACUAAAUCUCAACACCAACAGCAGACUAGUCGAUCGUUUACUGCCGAUCCAUCUUCUAAUUCAUUUAAUACAUCUACAGUAGUAACUAAUACAAGUACCGCUGACUUUGAUUUUAAAACACCUAGUGAUCCAGAACAAUCUUAUACUAAACGUAAUAUUAGUCCUGAAUCAGUUUCACAUAAUGCAACCAUAGCACCAAGAUCACAUUCUUCUGCUCAAAGAAGUGGUCAGUCACCAGUAUUCGGUUCCGAUCGACGCCUUUGGGAUAUUCAAAUAGAGUACUGGUCGAUACCUAGUCAGACUACAACAAUAAGUAGCAAUAGUCAAAUUACUUCAAUGUCAUCGUCGUUUUCAUCUGCGAAUUCUGUUUCAAAUAAUAUCAAUACUAACAGUGCUCUUUCUUGUCCUACAAGUCCACCAAGUACAACAUCGGAUCCUGUAUCACCACCGCGACGUUCUACUGUAAAAACUAUAUCGCCUGGUUUGGUCGUUACGAUAGAUUCGUCAUCCAAUACAACUGGUUCUAUGUUAUCUUCGCCACAUCGUAAUGGUGACAUAUUUAAUUAUGGUAUGGAAUCCCAUUCUAACAGUUUAGUUUAUUCACCAAUUCGUCAUGUACAAAUCAAUUUAAAUCAAACACAUACUCAACAUCUCGCUCUUGGAUUAUGGACAAAGGAAAAGAAACAAAAAAUUAUGCUUAUCGGUCGUAAAGGUAAAGAACUUAACUGUCGUUAUGAGUUGAUUACUGGUAUUCAACGUCUUUUAUGUACUGGACGUUGUUGUAAUCUGCAUAAUACCAGUUCAACUAAUAAUACUGAACGUUCAAAAGAUACAGAACCCAGUCAUCAUCAUCAUUCUUCAUCAGCCGGUUUAAUAUCAGAUUCAAAUGUUCUAUGCUCUCCAGAUUAUAAAACUUCAAGUACAAUAUCUGCAUUAGGCUUAGCUUUGACUGGUGGUAAUGCUAGUAAUUGUGGUUUUUCAGGGUUUACUGUGAACAAUAAUCAUAUGAUGAGAGUUUGGAUAGAUGGUGUUGAAUGGACUGAUUUAAAAUUUUUCCAAAUCACUCCAGUUUGGCGAACACAUGUAAAAUGUUUUCCAGUUGUUCUAUUGAAUGCUAAUCAGGCGGAUACAGCAACUCUAGUCAAAUAA
Messenger RNA from Schistosoma mattheei, 1800 nucleotides. The record is from the annotation of a GenBank genome assembly. Lineage: Eukaryota; Metazoa; Platyhelminthes; Trematoda; Strigeidida; Schistosomatidae.